Molecule: messenger RNA, 2603 nt
Organism: Dermacentor andersoni
Lineage: Eukaryota; Metazoa; Arthropoda; Arachnida; Ixodida; Ixodidae
Source: RefSeq, a predicted model, not a curated record
UUCUCCAACUACCCCGGUCAUGUACUAAUUGUGGCCAUGUUGUCCCUGCAAACUUCUUAAUCUCAUGCGCCCACCUAACUUUCUACCGCUCCCUGCUACGCUUCCCUUCCCUUGGAAUCCAGUGUGUAACCCUUAAUGACCAUCGGGGAUCUUCCCUCCUCAUUACAUGUCCUGUCCAUGCCCAUUUCUUUUUCUUGAUUUCAACUAAGAUGUCAUUAACUCGCGUUUGUUCCCUCACCCAAUCUGCUCUCUUCUUAUCCCGCCUUAAUGUUACACUCAUCAUUCUUUUUUUCCAUAGCUCGUUGCGUCGUCCUAAAUUUAAGUAGAACCCUUUUUGUAAGCCUCCAGGUUUUUGCAGCGUACGUGAGUACUCCGCUUGCGUUACUCCCGGUUUGACAGCUAAAAUUUCGGACCAAGUGGCAUGACGUUAGAAAACAAAGUUCACAGGCCUGCUAUCUAGGAGUCAUUGGCUCUAGCCCUUUGAGGAGCGCUCAUGCCGAAAGCGAGAGAAAGCGUGCUGUGGAGUCGCGGCGAUGCCCUCUCCGCUCACGCUAUGGAGUUUCCUUUCGCCCGCCCUGCUCCUUCGAGGCGCAGUUCGUGACGUGGCGUCGCAGCCAGUGCCAAUGCGAGUUUAGGUGCCAUUUCGCUGCUACAGUUGACAGACACCAGCUUUUUUGCCCAAUGGGUUAUUUAGCGCUUUGCCUUCAAUAAUGACAUUUAUUGGUACCAGACAACCCCAGCAUCUACUCAGGAAAGCUGAAAGCUGCUUCUGAAGGGCCACCUAUAUUGAAAAAUGCACAGAUUUAAUAUAUCAUGUAAAUGUACGCAGCCGUGUACUGCUGUUAACCUGGAUGUUCUUUUUCUUCCAAGAAGGACGGACACGCACACAGUGUUUUUUGCAUGGUCUCUAUGUGUUCCUUUCUAAAGGCGUGCUAGAAUGCUGUUUGCGCAUUUUUAGCAGUGCACGUUGCCUUUUAUAACGCAACUAAGCUACCGUUGUUUUCGCGAAGAAUGGGUAAUGGUGCAUUAUAUCCCACUCCAGAACGCUUAUCGCCAUUCUGUGAACGUGAAGAUACACAAAUACUAAUAAAAGACAACGAUUGUAGGGCCAGUAUUUGUGGCUAUUACCAUUGUUUGCUCGCUUUCACCUUGAUGAAGCUUAUCGUGUUCCAACCUGCGAGAAUGUCAGAAAGGCGCGACAUCCGGUGGGGCGCAGUACAAAAGUAAGUGGGCAGUUCUAAUCUUAGUUCUGCGGUAGCCACACCUCACCACAACCUUGCUUUACACCAACUGUUCGUAAUCCCCUGAUCUUUCCACAUCAUGAAGCAUGUGUUUGCCGUAUUUUGCAUCUUGAGCUCACUUUUAUGCUCAGCUUCGACAUACAACCUCCAAUUGAGUGACUACUCAGUGGAGACUCUAAUUGGAAGCAAGUCCAAAGAAGCAGGCAAAGAAGCCAUACUGGUCGGGGAGAUUCUUCGUCAUGCGGCUCGUGAACUUGCGCAGAAUAAGGCACACUACAGCGAGACGGAUGCAGAUGAAUACUUCUUCAGAAGCCUAUGGGGCGAGAUCGUGGCAGCAAUAAAGAAUGCUGCGCGAGUUAUCUGGGACUUCCUCAAGGAACUUGCUAACAAUGUCAAAGAGGCCAUCAAGGAAGUUGCUCUUGCUGUCGUGGAGAAUGCAGGAGACGUGCUGAGAAAAAAGGCUACAGAGAAGGCUCUUGAGAUUGUAGCCAAAAUGUUCCAGAAUAGUGCGGCCACUUACUCCACAGAGAAGUACCAUAAUAAAGCGCAUACCGUUAAGGAGAUCUGCGCGCGCAUGGACCUUGUGGGCCGGCGCCUUAUUGAGGAGGGAAAGAAGAUUCUUGCACAAUGACAUGAGUAUAUAAGUGUAAUGUACCGAACAUCAGCGACUCAUGACUGACAAAUUCUACCAUACCUACCCGCAUCAGAGGCGGAAAAGUUGUUGCUUCAUUUCUACUGGCAAAUAAAUUUGUCACGCCUGAAUACCUACGUCUUGUAAAGAAAUGUUUGCAGCGAAGGUGACGCUUGCUUGUGUAUUUGCUGUCCGGAUACAUGAUACCUUUUACAAAGGGAAACCGCUUUCUACCAUUCGGAAGUGUAUUCAUUGCAGGAAUAGUUUUGAAAGCAUUGAAUUACACAGGCGCUAUUCUAUCGGAGUGUAUGGAAACGGUCAGAAAAGGAGCUGACAUGCAAUGGGAGACAAUAAAAGUGGGCUUCUUAAGCAAAGCGAACUCGUCCUACGAAUACUUGCAGUAGAACGUCUCAUACCUUAGAUAUAGCAUAGACGGUGUAACAUUCAAAAUACAGGCCAUCUUCUGGGAAUUUUUUAUGUAUAGAAAGAAUGGCUAAUAUAUACAUGCGGCGGCUUGGAUAUCGUUUCUGUUUUUGUUAUUGGAGGUUUACAUUGCAAUCCCACGUGUGAACGUCAACGACAGCCACCUACUUAGUUAUAUCUUCAUAUAAUUAAAGGUGUUUUUGGUGCACCUAAAACAUUAUGCACAUAAGAGUGGACUUGUAUAACAUAAAAAGAGGAUUACUACUGCGGCUACGGCAACAAAUGGAGCCUUGUGUUUUGGUAAGUCU